Molecule: messenger RNA, 4794 nt
Organism: Coregonus clupeaformis (lake whitefish)
Lineage: Eukaryota; Metazoa; Chordata; Actinopteri; Salmoniformes; Salmonidae
Product: high affinity cationic amino acid transporter 1
Exons: 13
Coding region: 278-2242 (654 amino acids)
Biological process (GO): amino acid transport; transmembrane transport
Cellular component (GO): plasma membrane
Molecular function (GO): amino acid transmembrane transporter activity
Source: RefSeq, a predicted model, not a curated record
UCCUCAGGGUUCUAUUUUAGAACGCUGCUGGUCCCUUCCACUGGAGGAAUAGAUUUAACAGAUAGUCCUGCGAAUACGCUCUCUGUCCAUCUGUCUUCCUCUCUCUCUCCCUCUCCCUCUCUUCCUCUCGCUCUUCCCCUCUCUCUCUCUCUCUCUCACUCUCACUCUCACUCUCUUUCUCUCUCUCUACAUACUCUUUUUCAAGUAUAACUCCUGGCGUUUGGUUGUGAGUGUCUGUGACCUCUCCCCUCUGACCUCUGACCUCGUCUUACUCAGCAUGGCCCUGGAGAAGCUGCUAGGCUUUGGGAAGCAGCUGCUGCGUGUCAAGGUUGUGGACUGUAACAGUGAAGAUUCCCGUCUGUCCCGAUGUCUCAACACCUUCGACCUUGUGGCUUUGGGGGUGGGGAGUACUCUGGGUGCUGGGGUCUACGUCCUGGCAGGGGCUGUGGCCAGAGAAAAUUCAGGUCCUGCCAUUGUCCUGUCCUUCCUCAUCGCAGCGCUGGCCUCUGUGAUGGCUGGCCUAUGUUAUGCUGAGUUUGGGGCCCGCGUCCCCAAGACGGGCUCGGCCUACCUAUACAGCUAUGUCACUGUGGGAGAACUCUGGGCCUUCAUCACGGGAUGGAACCUCAUCCUCUCUUACAUCAUCGGUACCUCCAGUGUAGCACGAGCAUGGAGCGCUACAUUUGAUGAAUUGAUAGGGAAACAUAUAGAAGCGUUCUGCAGACAGUACAUGUCCAUGAAAGCACCUGGGAUACUGGCAGAGUACCCAGACAUGUUCGCUGUGCUCAUCAUCAUCACCCUCACAGGGCUGUUGUCGUUUGGAGUGAAGGAGUCAGCGGUUGUCAACAAGGUGUUUACAUGUAUCAACGUCCUAGUGUUGUCGUUUGUGGUGGUCUCUGGACUGGUCAAAGGAACCCUGAAGAACUGGCAUCUGGACCCUGAUGUCAUCCUACACAACAACAACAACUCCAGACAAAACAUGACAGAGCCCUUGCCGUCGGUGGAGAGUCUAGGAGUGGGCGGAUUCAUGCCAUUUGGCUUCACCGGCGUCCUAUCAGGCGCUGCCACCUGUUUCUACGCCUUCGUGGGAUUCGACUGUAUCGCCACAACAGGUGAGGAGGUGAAGAACCCUCAGAGGGCCAUUCCCAUUGGCAUCGUGUCGUCUCUCCUCAUCUGUUUCGUGGCCUACUUCGGCGUGUCUGCUGCGCUCACCAUGAUGAUGCCCUACUACCUCCUAGAUAACAACAGUCCUCUGCCUGCAGCCUUUACAUAUGUGGGCUGGGAGGGAGCCACCUACGCUGUGGCUGUAGGGUCACUGUGUGCUCUGUCCACCAGUCUCCUGGGCUCCAUGUUCCCUCUCCCUCGUAUAAUAUUUGCCAUGUCUCGCGACGGCCUCCUCUUCUCCUUCUUGGCCCGCGUCAGUAAGAGGAAGACACCCAUCAUGUCCACCAUGGCCGCUGGGGUCAUGUCUGCUAUCAUGGCCUUUCUGUUUGACCUGAAGGACCUGGUAGAUCUGAUGUCUAUAGGGACUCUGCUGGCUUACACCCUGGUGGCAGCAUGCGUCCUAGUCCUCAGGUACCAACCAGAGCAUCCCAGCUCCUCGGCUUAUCAGAUGACCAGUACCGUGGAGGAGAUGGAGCUGAGUGAUGGUAUCUCCGCCCCCAGCAUGGGCGUCCUGCCUGGUGUAAAGGAACACUUCAGCCUGAAGACCGUCCUGUUCCCUGACAACACUGAACCCUCAGCCCUGUCCGGUUUCUCUGUCAACAUCACUGUCAGCCUCAUGGGUUUUCUGAUCCUGGUGUUCAGUAUACUAGCAGUACAGGGAGGAUUUGCAGUGUGGAACAUCGUAGCUCUGACCGUCAUCUUCAUAGUGUGUCUGCUCCUCACCUUCAUCAUCUGGAGACAACCAGAGAGCAAGACCAAGCUGUCCUUUAAGGUGCCCCUGCUGCCAUUCAUCCCAGUGGUCAGCAUGUUUGUCAACGUCUACCUGAUGAUGCAGCUGGACAGAGGCACCUGGAUACGCUUCGCUGUCUGGAUGGCUAUAGGGUUUGUGAUCUACUUUGGCUACGGUAUUCACCACAGUGCUGAGGUGGCUCUGGCCUGCUCCUCUCCUGAAUCUGAUGUGGAGCUGAACGGCUACAAGCCCAGCCACUCACACAACAGGGAGCCCAUGUCUCCUGAGAAAGAGGCGUUUCUACAUAAUGGGCUGGAGGACCGGGGAGAGGAGGACGGAGACUUGUAGAGCGCUAGGACCCAGCAGACACCUGCCAUAGCCUGCCCUGCCCUGCCCUGACCAGCCUACAUACCACACCUCAACACGCCCCUUUGGAACGUUUGUCUGUCUGGAACCUUUAUCAACAGGAUAGAACCCUCUUGGAAUGAACCGUCUCAUUUUGGGAUGUACCAUGUCGUUUUUUAACAGGGUCCUGAAAAACACCCGGCUUUAGACUUACGCACAUGUAGUUUCUCGCAGGUGUUCCUGGGUAGGAAAAACAAAUGUCUAAUGCAGAAAGAAAAGAGUAGAGAAAGCAGGAGUGAUCUACUGCAGAGAGGAUAUACUGCUGUUCCUGAGGGGUUUCCUACUACAGACAGGAGAACCAUACUAACCCAGGGAAACCUAGAGAAACUGAGCAGACAUCUUGGAUCUUAUCCUCCUCCAUUUUGGGGAGAGUGUGGGUUGAUGUGGUGGGUAGUGUAAUGUUGCUGUUAGGGACUGGGUUUGACUGGACCCACUGGGCACACACUGGUUGAAUCAACGUUGUUUCCAAGUCAUUUCAAUGAAGUUACGUUGAAUUAACGUGGAAUAGACGUUGAAUUGACGUCUGUGCGCAGUGGGGAGGCUCUACUAACUGGCACAUGGUUCUCUCACAGCUCAGGAAGGAUUGAGUGCCAUUUCCAAUACAGGAUUUUAUACCCUCAAAGAAACAAAAAUACACUUUAGGGGCUUUGUCCUUCUACAUGCGAAAGAGAUGGUGGUCUCAGCAUGACUCUCUGCUUAAAUAAAGGUUAAUAAAAAGGUGGUGUUAUACAAUGAACAAAAACACAAAUCUGUUGGUUAAAAUUCAAAUGUAUUGGUUGGGGCUAAAGUUAUGCAUUGAGGUUGAGCACGCCAUCCGGGUUGUCACGAGGGAGAGAUUUAUCACUGAGUCACUCAGAUGACUUUUGGAACUGAGUGACUUAGAUGGCUAGCCAUGGAAACCCUGUCUGGUAGCCAUGGAAACCCUGUCUGGUAGCCAUGGAAACCCUGUCUGGUAAUCUUCAAGAUAAUCAUACUGUUUGAUGAGGCAUAUCUAUACUCUCAACACUUUCAGAGUAUUGUCAAACUGCUGUCGACACUAGGAUAUACGCUAUGAUAACUUCUGUCUGGGAAGGUAGACACUAGGAUAUACGCUAUGAUAACUGCCAUUAGAUCUGCCAAAACCAGGGAUGUGAUGAACUAUAUAUGUGUGUUUCCUCUGAAACGGUUAUCUGGUGUUUAGCAUUUUUCUAGUCUGAAGUGUUCCAUCCUCCUCUAGCAGGACAUAGGCUUGUUGUAAAGUUCUGUGAUCUCCCGUCUCACUGUGAUGUAGGGAACGUGGAUCACCACUAGAGGCCGCUGUGAUGUAGGGAACGUGGCUCACCACUAGAGGCCGCUGUGAUGUAGGGAACGUGGCUCACCACUAGAGGCCGCUGUGAUGUAGGGAACGGGGCUCACCACUAGAGGCCGCUGUGAUGUAGGGAACGGGGCUCACCACUAGAGGCCGCUGUGAUGUAGGGAACGGGGCUCACCACUAGAGGACGCUGUGAUGUAGGGAAUGUGGCUCACCACUAGAGGCCGCUGCGUAUUACACAUCAUCAGUAGACCUUCCAGGGGGGUCUCCAACCCUGUUCCCGGAGAGCUUCCUGUAGGUUUUUUGCUCCGACCCCAGUUGUAACUAAUCUGAUUCAGUUAAUCAACCAGCACACAAUCAUUAGAAUCAGGUACAUUAGCGGUCCAGGAACAGGGUUGGAGAGAUUCACGUCUAUAGAUUCACAUCUGUAGAUUCAAGUGAUUCAAUUCUAUAGAUUCAUGUCUAUAGAUUCACGUCUAUAGAUUCAUGUCUAUAGAUUCACGUCUAUAGAUUCACGUCUAUAGAUUCACCUCUAUAGAUGAUGUCAUCCUAUUCCCUUGAAGCCUGGUGAUACCAGCCCAAUGAUUAUGAAUGGGUGAAUAGUAACAGAUAAUUUGUUCAUAUUGAUAACCAAUAGUUGAAUAUCGAUACAUGAAAUGUGAGUGUUAAAACUGCUAGGUGAAUAUUGACAGGUGAUUCAUUGUCACAGUGCUGGUUGCUGUGUGUAACUGCAUCCAUGCAUUUAAUGUAAGGCAGUGAUUUAAUCCCAGGCACGUUGUAGUGUGCUUAAAAUUUAAAGGUAAUUUUCAAUUGAGCAGACAUGCAGUGUUUACGGUGAAUGUGAUCUCCGCAAAUGCAGGAGCAUUGCCUUUAAAAACGGAGCUCUACAACACGGCUCAGAUUGAAUCAGGGCCCUUAAUACUGCUGUGGUCACUUCUUAUAGAAACAUGGAAAAGGUUUUAUGAAUAAGCUGAAUGGUCUGGGUGGCGUUUGUUCUUUAUAGAUUAGUCUAGUAUUACAUAUCUGGCUACAUCUUUAAAUACCUUUUACUUCUAAACACUUCCAGAAAUCUGUUUUAUUCUACCCUGGAGGUGGCUGAAAAGAUGAUCGGUGUCCCUGGAGGUGGCUGAAAGGAUGAUAGGUGUCCCUGGAGGUGGCUGAAAGGAUGAUAGGUGUCCCUGGAGGUGGCUGAAAGGAUGAUAGG